Salvia miltiorrhiza (redroot sage) is the source of this 711-nucleotide messenger RNA. Its product is annotated as 60S ribosomal protein L36-2-like. The coding region runs from base 199 to 531 and encodes 110 amino acids. The record is from RefSeq and is a predicted model, not a curated record. The transcript is spliced from 4 exons. Gene Ontology annotation, molecular function: structural constituent of ribosome. Gene Ontology annotation, cellular component: ribosome; cytosolic large ribosomal subunit. Gene Ontology annotation, biological process: cytoplasmic translation. NCBI's taxonomy places the organism in Eukaryota, Viridiplantae, Streptophyta, Magnoliopsida, Lamiales, Lamiaceae.
AAACAAACGAAAUAGCCUUAACAGAAACUUCUGGGCCCAAUUGAAGUCUAAAUGAGCCCAAUAUGUGGCCCUAAUCGCACAGCAGCUUGAAAUUCAAUGUUCCUUAUAAAGGAACCAUACUCUGCUAAACCCUAGUUUCGUUCUUCAACCCUCCGCCUCGAAUCCAAGCGGCGUCGCAAGGCAGAUCGGGAAAAGGUAAUGGCUCCGAAGCAGCAAAACAGCGGGAUAUUUGUCGGGUUGAAAAAGGGGCAUGUCGUUACCCCGAAGGAGUUAGCACCACGCCCAUCAGAGAGGAAGGGUAAAACAAGCAAGAGAGUGCAUUUUGUAAGGAGUCUCAUCAGAGAAGUAGCCGGCUUUGCACCUUAUGAGAAGAGGAUCACCGAGCUUCUCAAAGUAGGAAAGGACAAGAGGGCUCUCAAGGUAGCUAAGAGAAAAUUGGGCACCCACAAGAGGGCCAAGAAGAAGAGAGAGGAGAUGUCCGGUGCUCUUCGCAAGAUGAGGGCUGCUGGAGGUGGUGAGAAGAAGAAGUGAGAUAUGUUUCUAUUUGCCUUUUGUUUUUAGAGUGAAAUGUUUGGAACAUGCUUCAAUGUACUUUGUUCGGCUUUUAUAAAUGAUCACAAACAUCUAUAUUUUUGUUUUAGCUCCGACUUAUGUUCCAUUCUUUGUCUGAUGACCUCUUAUAUUUAAUGAACAUGAGCUAUUUUCCCAUCA